AUGGCGGAAGCAGCGAUUUUGUCUGGAACAAAAGUUGCCAGUGAAGUACGAGAAAGCUUGAGAACUGAAGUGGAAGAAAUGGGCCUUUCUGGGAUCCGCCCAAAUCUGCAAAUUGUUCAAGUUGGAGAUCGCGAAGACUCCGCAGCAUACAUUGGUAUGAAGCUGAAAGCUGGAAACGAAAUCGGAAUCAAAUUGUUGCAAGCUGUGCGGAAGCUGAAUGAGGAUACAAAUGUCCAUGGCAUCAUCGUGCAAAUGCCGUUAGACUCCGAGUAUAAAAUAGAUUCCCGGUUGAUUUUGGACGCUGUCAGCCCCGAAAAAGACGUGGAUGGUUUGACGACUAUGAGUGCCGGAUUUGUGUCUCGAAAAGAAUUGGAUGCUGGUUUCAUUCCAUGCACUCCUGCUGGUUGCAUGGAGCUGAUCAAAAGAAGUGGAAUAGAAUUGGCAGGAUGCAAUGCAGUAGUCAUGGGACGCAGCCGGAUCGUGGGGGAGCCAAUGCGUGAUCUUCUUGUCGCACACCACUGUACGGUCUCGAAAGCUGAUCUGCUUGUUGUUGCCAUUGGAAGCGAGAAUUUCGUCAAGGGUGAAUGGGUGAAACCCGGUGCAGUCGUGAUUGAUUGCGGGAUCAAUGCUGUUCCAGAUGAUACUAAGAAAACAGGACGGAGAUUGGUCGGAGAUGUCGAAUAUGAAGUAGCAAAAACAAAAGCCUCAUGGAUUACUCCGGUUCCUGGUGGAGUUGGUCCCAUGACUGUUGCGAUGCUCAUGAGAAACACUGUGAUUGCCGCUCGGAAGCACGUCAAGCAGCUUCAGAAAACCGGAUGGAAUUUAUCCACCCUUCCUCUGUCACGUGUUACUCCUGUUCCGAGUGAUAUCGACGUUGCGAGGUCUCAAACGCCAAAGGACAUAUCCGACCUGUGCCAUGAAAUCGGUAUUCUGCCUUCGGAAGUUGAAUUGUAUGGAAGGACGAAGGCCAAGAUUAGUUUGGAUAUUUUGAAGCGAUUGCAGAGUCGAAAGAACGGGAUGUACGUCGUUGUAACUGGGAUUACCCCCACGCCUCUUGGAGAAGGCAAGAGUACGACGACAAUGGGGCUGACUCAAGCAUUGGGAGCUCAUGUUGGACGAAAUGUUUUUGCAUGUGUAAGACAGCCAUCGCAGGGACCGACAUUCGGGAUCAAAGGUGGAGCUGCUGGAGGUGGAUACUCGCAAGUGAUUCCUAUGGAAGAAUUCAAUCUUCAUUUGACGGGAGACAUUCACGCGAUUACGGCGGCGAACAAUCUUCUGGCUGCUCAAAUUGAUGCGAGAAUGUUUCACGAGAAGACGCAAACGGAUCCUGACCUGUUCAGGCGGCUUGUUCCAUCUGUGGGCGGAAAAAGGACAUUUUCUGAAAUACAAGUGAGGCGAUUGAAAAAACUCGGGAUUGAGAAGAGAAAUCCGGAUGACCUGACACCCGAAGAAAUCGCUAAAUUCGUGCGACUGAAUAUUGAUCCGGACACGAUAACGUGGCAAAGAGUCAUGGACACAAACGAUCGAUUCCUGCGGAAAAUCCGUAUUGGCUUGUCGCCCACGGAGAAAGGACACUCCCGGGAUUGCCAAUUCGAUAUUGCGGUUGCAAGUGAGGUCAUGGCUGCCCUAGCGUUGACAACUGACCUAGGAGAUCUGCGCGAACGUCUUGGAAGACUCGUUGUCGCAUCUGAUCUUGACGGAAAUCCUGUUACAGCUGAUGACUUGGGUGUCGGAGGAGCCAUGACAGUCCUCAUGAAAGAUGCAAUCCGCCCGAAUCUCAUGCAGAGCCUUGAAGGGACUCCAGUGUUCGUCCAUGCUGGUCCGUUUGCCAAUAUUGCGCACGGGAACUCGUCAAUUCUUGCCGACCGAAUCGCAUUGAAGCUGGUUGGGGAAGAAGGGUUUGUUGUCACUGAAGCUGGAUUUGGAGCCGAUAUCGGAAUGGAGAAGUUCUUCAACAUCAAGUGCCGUUACUCGGGACUAAUUCCAAAUGCCGUUGUUCUCGUUGCCACGAUACGUGCUUUGAAGAUGCAUGGUGGGGGUCCAACAGAAAAUGUUGAUUUGGUGGUGAAAGGAUGUGCAAAUCUUCGAAAGCAAAUUGAAAACGCCAACAAAUUUGGAAUCCCAGUUGUUGUUGGCAUCAAUUACUUCCCAACGGACACUCCUGCAGAGUUGCAAGCCGUACGUGCAGAAAGUUUGAAUGCUGGAGCAGUUGAAGCCGUAGUGUGUAAGCAUUGGGCCCUGGGAGGAGAGGGAGCUGUUGAUUUGGCGAAGGCUGUGGAAAAGGCCUGUCAAUUGCCGUCCAAUUUCAAAUUCUUGUACGAUUUGGACGUGGGCAUUGCGGAAAAGAUUGAAAAGAUUGCCAAGGAAAUUUAUGGCGCUGAUGGAAUCGAACUUUCGGAUGAAGCGCAGAUAAAAAUCGACAGAUAUACUCGACAGGGAUUUGGGAAUUUGCCGAUUUGUAUGGCGAAGACACACUUGUCACUAUCGCAUGAUCCAUCCUUGAAAGGCGCUCCAAAAAAUUUUGUUUUGCCGAUUCGAGACGUGAGAGCAAGUGUUGGAGCGGGCUUCCUGUUUCCGCUAGUCGGAACGAUGACGACAAUGCCUGGAUUGCCGACGAGGCCUUGCGUGUUCGAUAUUUCAAUCGACCCGGAAACUGGCAGAACGACGUAUUUCCGAAACCAUCCGUGGAAACGCACAUUUUCGAAUCUAUUGGCAGCUGCAACGUUCGAACAACAGAAAAGGCGUUUUCAUUCGUUGGUUUUGAAGCCAAUACUCUCGCCUGAAUAUUCCCCUGUGGUCCAGCGCAGUUUUCUUGGCCUUGUUUACGUUACCCGCAAAAUAUUUAUGCUGUUGAGGUUUUGUGCCAAAGAUUUUUUUUUUAGCUACAGUAUUGUUGGUAGUGCUCAUGACCAUGGUCACGCGAUGCUUGUGAAAUCAGCUGCAGCGUUGGUUGCGUUUUCGCUGCUGGCUUGUAUUUCAGAUGGGCUACCGUUGCUCACUUGGGGGCCCGUGCAAAUUAUUCGCAAUAUUGUGUUUGGGACGCGGAGUGCCAGUUUUCGCGAGGAAAGGUCAAGCGAUGCUGAUACUUAUAUUGGUGAAGUGAAUCUGACUAGUCCGGCACCAGUGCAAGAAGAUGCUGAGACUCGAGUGGAUCCAUCUCCAUUGUUGAAAGUUGAUUUGCCUAUUUAUGGUACCAGAUGUUACGGCGUACUCGGAUGCCUGUCCAUCACGACGGAUUGGUACUCGACGUUGAGACCUGUGAAUGUAUUUCCGAGCGCACGAGAAGACAUCAACACAACAUUUUUGCUCUUCAAUCCCGAAGGCAAUGUGAAAACUGUGAACGCCUCGGGAUCUUCCUUCAGCGUGCUCAUUUCAUCUGGCGAUUUCAACGUCUCUUGGCCCACUGUGUUCAUCAUCCACGGGUACUUGGACACCGGGUUCCGUACAUGGGUUCGGGCAAUUGCAGAAGCCUUGAAAGCCGUGGAACUGUGCAACGUGAUAGCGGUAGAUUGGAAUGGGGGUUCUCUGGUGCAAUAUAUCCAAUCGACUGCCAAUAUUCGUCUGGUGGCUUUGGAAAUCGUGUACCUGCUCAAAUUUCUGCGUGAUCAUCAUGACCUGCGUUUCGGAAAUGUGCAUUUGAUCGGUCACAGUUUGGGAGCGCACACGGCUGGUUAUGUAGGCAGCCAUUUGUCAGGCAUUGGGAGGAUAACAGCGUUGGAUCCAGCGGAGCCGUAUUUCCAGGGGCUCCCGGAGUUCAUCAGACUCGACCCAGGCGAUGCGGAGUUCGUCGACGCCAUUCACACGGAUGGGAACUCAAUAUUCAUGCUUGGAUACGGGAUGAGCCAACCCUGUGGGCAUGUAGACUUUUAUCCCAACGGCGGCCGGCAGCAGCCCGGCUGCAGCUUGGUCCGAGUCCCGCUCAAUUUCCUAUUCGAAGGCGUGGAAAGUGCGAGCAGAGACGUCGUUGCUUGCAACCACCAAGCCGCCAUCAAGUAUUUUCUCGAAUCCAUCAAGUCGUCGUGUCCGUUCAUGUCGAUUGAGUGCUCGUCGUAUUCGGAUUUCUUGGCCGGAAGAUGCUUGGAUUGUGGGUCUGAUAGCAGCGGUUGUGCGGAAAUGGGUUUUAGAGCGGGUCACUACAAAUCUCGACUUGGAAACAGAGAGCUGGUGAAGAUGUACGCGGUCACGAAUUCUUACCCUCCGUAUUGCUUGUAUCAGUACGGCGUUUCCGUUUCUCUUGGAAAGCCGAGUCAUGCGAAGAAAACACUGAAGGGAUUCUUGUAUGCGUCAAUCGAAGGCAAGAAAGGGAUCUUGCCGCAUAAGAACUUGACCGAUAUAGAGAUUCCGGGGAAUUUCGAACGUGGGAACACGUACAAUUUCCUUCUGCGAUCACCGGUGGACGUUGGUUCAAUCGUUCGCGUUGAUUUGCACUGGGAUUAUUAUCAAGCAUAUCACGACCCGUCCACUCUGUGUAUUCUUGUGUGCAGCAAACAUUUGUACGUCAGCAAGGUCGCCGUCAGCUAUCUUGACUCUGUUCGCUCCGACACAAGGAGCCCGAUAAGGAACGAUACAUUUUGUGAUGAAAGAUUCCUGUACACCGAGGUGCAGUCUACUUCGUGGGCUUAUUUUAAACUGAACGAUGCUUGCCACUGAAAGAAGCUGUGUUUGUAUCAUUGCUGCUCUAUUCAUUGUUGAACAAAUGUGCUAUUGUUCUGACGAAAGACUGUGCUGGAAAAUUCAACUGUCGUUAACGAGUUGCUCAAGCAAAGAGCUGGAGGUCUUAAUCUAGCCAAUGAGUAAUCGGCUAUAUUUUUGGGACAACUUGUUGUGCUCUUUAUUUUUUGUAUCUUGUUGCUGUGUUUGUUGAGUUUUGUUUAUCAAAUAUCAAUAGAAACAAAUCUGCUCGUUCA
This is a messenger RNA of Notodromas monacha, 4907 nucleotides long. NCBI's taxonomy places the organism in Eukaryota, Metazoa, Arthropoda, Ostracoda, Podocopida, Cyprididae. The record is from the annotation of a GenBank genome assembly.